AUGCUCUCGCAAAGAAUUAAAUACGCUCUAGCUCAUUUAUCGCGCGAGGAACAUAUCGCGUUACUAGCGCGCCCCAACUGGAGGAGACUUCGCAAAAUCGAUCCAAAUGUCGUGGCACGUCCUUUUAGAGUUCGGCGCGCGGCUCUCAGGGGCCGCACCUCGAGGCGCAUCCGGGUUAUGGCACAACCGAAAUUCGUAACCAAGAAAUACGAUCCCGCAGCGGCGCCGCCCCCCUACCCGCGCAUCCACCCGAAGACGCUCAUGGCGAAGAGCAGCAAACGUGUCGUCGAUCUGGCAUUGCCCAACAGAAGAGUUCUGCUGGAGAUGAUGAAAUUGGCAGCUACCAAAAAGAUGAAGGCAACCCUGAGCGAUCUGCUGCUGAAGGUUCGAAAGUCGCGGUACCAACGGUAUCGCGUACUCUGCAUCGCGCGUCAAGAACGAGAAGCCAGGAAAAAGAGAAAACGAAUGGCGAAACUGCGCAGAGCUCUCGCAAAACCGGAAGACUGGGAAAGGCACAUGCGGGUUCUGAAGAGACUAGCUGCGCCCAAAGUCGCCGCGAGACCCAAAAGGAAACCCGUUAAAAGAAGGAAGAGGAGGCCGGUCAACAUAGAGCGAAUAUACUUCCUGGCAUUACCGAUGACGCGGGAUGAGCCCAGACUGAGGGAUCCGUUCGCGGUGCCGUUGCGCGCACUUACUUAUCACAUCACCACAUGGAUGGAGAGACUCGCGACUCCGAAAAAACCUGUGGAACUCCCAUGGCGGAUGCCGGGCGCAGUUUCACUGGCAGCGAAGAAAGCCAUCGCUUCCGAGAGAAUAAUCGCCCUGGCGAAGCCCGUCCAACGUCCAGUGGGCAGAGAAACGGAUCUCCGAGAAGAUGCCUUUACCGUGUCGCCGGCGGCGUUAACGGCAAGAUGUUCCAAGCGUCUCAAAAGUCUCGCCAAGCCGAAGAUCUAUCCGCAACCCACGUUCAAGAGAUUGAGAACUGCGCUCAAACGGCCGUGA
Messenger RNA from Pogonomyrmex barbatus (red harvester ant), 1002 nucleotides. RefSeq names its product Testicular haploid expressed gene (gene Theg). Lineage: Eukaryota; Metazoa; Arthropoda; Insecta; Hymenoptera; Formicidae. The record is from RefSeq and is a predicted model, not a curated record.